Messenger RNA from Phymastichus coffea, 4738 nucleotides. RefSeq names its product chaoptin-like. The record is from RefSeq and is a predicted model, not a curated record. Lineage: Eukaryota; Metazoa; Arthropoda; Insecta; Hymenoptera; Eulophidae. The transcript is spliced from 12 exons. Gene Ontology annotation, molecular function: protein binding. Bases 432 to 4151 code for a protein of 1239 amino acids.
ACGCGGUUCAUCGUCCUCUUCAGUGACAUCUUAACAAUAUGGUCUCGCCGAAGACGUUGCAUACCUUUGUCGAGAACGUCGUAAAUAACGCUUGAACAUUCACAAGUAGUAUAGGAGAACGUCGCCAGGCAAGGUUUGUACGGGAAGGCUUGCGAGCUUGUAGAAACACCCACGACAAAUAUUUUUACGCAGUGUUGGACAAUUUUUUUUGGUGAAUACCUCGUGGAGGAUUAGAGCAUAGCGUGAAAUGAGCUAUUAUUGUUGUUGUAAGUAAGCUUCGAACACGAGCUUGCAAGUGAUGCUGCAGGUGCGCUUCGUUGAUAAGCGCACGCGCAUCGAUUUUUUUAGCUUGUGAAUGAGUUGCUGUAUAGUGAUGUAGUACUAGACUCGUAUUCAAGAUAAUCCUGCACGGAUCAGAUCACGGCUUAUCCAUGAAAAUUAUCACAUUGAUGCGGCGGCUGGUCGAGUGUUUGCUGCUGAUAUUGCUUCAGCUGACGACAAGCACACGGUGCAAUGACGUGCCAUGCAAUUUCAACGCGAUGUGCAUCUGUUGGCUGCAGGACGAUCAGGAUUACACGAAGAUGGACGUCGGCUGCACCGGUGUACCCUUCGCGAGAUUUCCAGACGUAUCCAUAAGUUAUGUGGCACAGUUAGAUGUGAUAGGCUCGGGGCUACAGGUAUUUGACAAUGAAGCUCUGGCAAGUACUUCUGGAGUGGAGGCACUUGGGCUUGCUAGCAAUCAGCUUAUGAGCGUCGGUGACAAAUCGCUUCUGGGAGUCAGCGACACUCUACGCUCUCUGGAUCUGAGUUAUAAUUCGCUGGAAGAGAUACCACUAGCGGCAUUACAAGGACUACAUCGGCUUAAUUGGCUCAACAUGCACAGCAAUCAUCUGACGACGCUGCAAGGCGACUGGGGUCUGGUAAGCGACACGCUCACCAACGGCUUCUUCGGCGACAAUUCCAUCACUGAUAUCCCCAAGAGUUUUUCAACUUUCGGCAGUCUGAACUGGCUCAAUCUCGACAGUAACAAUAUCGAGGAGCUUUACGAGAACGCAAUGCCGCCAAACAUCGUCACGCUCAGUUUGAAUGGGAACUUGCUCAAACGCUUUCCCGAGAGUUUGGCUAAUUGCCAUGGAUUGACGUGGCUCUAUCUGAAGGGUAAUAACAUUAGGCACUUGGAGUUGCCAGACUUCAAGAGCGACGGUCUGGAGAUGCUGGACUUGAGUGAGAAUGUGAUCGAGAGCGUUGUUUACACUGGGCCUGACAACAAGACUCUUCGAAUUUUAGACCUCAAUCUCUCAGGUAAUCGCCUAACCGAGCUUUCCAAGAACAUGUUCGCUCGAAUGUCCAUCCGACGUAUUCGACUCUCGUCGAAUGGCAUUCGACAAAUUCACCACGCAGCAUUUGCCGGACUCGAGGAUAGCUUGGAAUAUCUCGAGCUCGAGAACAACGAAAUAAGAAGAUUGCCGUCAGCUGUCAGCUCACUGCGUCGAAUGUCUUACUUGUAUCUGGCGAACAAUGCAAUACGUGAACUUCGUAACGAGAGUUUUGCCGCUAUCGAAGGAGAACUCAAAGUAUUAUCACUAGCCACGAAUGGCCUCGAGACAGUACCUGCUGACACUCUUGCCGCUUACGUCAAUUUGCUUCAUCUGAAUAUCGGCUACAACAAGAUCCACAGGGUCCAGCCGGAAGAUUUCGACUGGGCGGAGAAUCUCGAGAUACUGCUUUUGAGAAACAACGUAUUGACGCAACUGAUGCCUUAUACUUUUCGAGGCGCAAAGAAGCUAACAGAAUUGAGCCUCUCGUUCAACCAUCUAUCAGACAUAGCUGACGAAGCAUUUGUAGGUCUUGAAGAUAGUCUAGAAAUCUUAGAGUUGAGUUUUGCUUUCUCGACCGAUCACUUUCCUCAACGAGCACUUCGUCCACUAUCAAAUCUACAUUGGCUGGUACUCGACAACAAUAACUUCCAUACUCUCGAGCCGACAACGUUCUACUCGUUUCAACAACUUCGCUAUCUGAAUCUCGAGUCCAACCGACUUCACGACUUACCCGAACGACUCUUCCUCGGUGAUGUGCACUCCGAGCUGCGAGACUUGAAGCUGGGUUAUAAUUUUUUGGAAGUUCUGCCGGAAAGUACUUUUCACAACUUGACCGAAUUAAGAGCGCUCGAUUUGACGGGCAAUAGAAUUCGAGCUCUAGCCGCUGACUCGAUUAAGGAUUGCCCGAAACUUGUCACUGUCUCGUUGGUGAACAACAGGAUUUCGACGAUCGAUAAGGAUGCAUUAAACGGCUUGGAAGAGUUGAGAUUCUUGCAUUUAGAGUUUAACAAGCUCACUUCUUUGAAUUUCGAGGCUUUCGCUACCAGCGGUGGACCUGAGUUUUUACUGAACGUAUCCUACAACUCGAUAUCCUCCUUGAACUCAAGCAUAUCGAUUAUAAAUAUCACGCGGCUCGAUUUGAGCUUCAACAACAUCAGUUAUUUAUCCGUGGAUGUGUUUGUCAAUACUCCACACUUAAAGACAAUUAAUUUGGAAAGUAAUCAUAUGACCGCUAUCGAGCCAGGCACAUUUGCAUUGGCCGAUCUAAACACUUUGAUUCUACGGGACAACAAAAUCGAGUCGUUGCGCAAACAGAGCUUCAAUGGAUUAACGUCACUGCAACAACUCGAUCUCUCGGGUAACAUGCUCGCACAAUUGACAAACGAGCAGUUUCGAAACUUGCGAAACUUGCGAGCGUUAAAUUUGUCGCACAACAGGCUGCGUUCCUUGACGCGCGAUGUGUUUACCGGCACUCGUCUUGAGAUUCUCGACUUGAGUCGCAACAAGUUCACCGUCGUACCUUCGGCGCCUUUCCUCGACGUUGGCUACACACUCAGGAGCAUCGAUUUAUCGGAAAACUUCAUCGAUCACCUCGACGCUACGUCCUUCCCUACCUCACAAUUAACGUCGUUGAAUCUCGCUCAUAAUCGCGUUCAGAUUCUGCCAGACAAUUCCUUCGUCUCCUUAGCCAAACUGUUAACGUUGAAUAUAUCUGAAAAUCAUCUGAGAGCGAAUUUCAAAGAAGUUUUUCACUACUUGCCUGAUCUACGGUGGCUGAGUAUGGCGAGUUGUGGAUUGAAAAAUCUUCCACACUUUCUGCUAAUGUCGCUCAACUAUUUGGAUCUAUCGUUCAAUAAUGUCGACAAUAUACGUGAAAACGAAUUGCAGAACUUCGGUACGUUGAAAGUGUUACUGUUGACCAACAAUACGCUGAGCACAUUCGAUGGUUUGCGAUUGAAUUUGCUGAGAGAACUGGAUAUUUCGGGCAAUCCUAUCAAGGAGUUAACGAGAAACACUCUCGCUGGGUUCCCGCGCUUGGAAAAGCUCAAUAUUCGCAAUCUCAAUCGCACGCUCACGGUCGACCGAGACUGUCUCAAGUCCUUAAGUCACCUGAAGUAUCUCAGCACGCAGACGUGGCCCGAAGCAUCCAAUUUUCGACUUCGCAAUUUUUUGAGUAAUCUGCCUCUGCGAGUUGUCGAGAUCGAGGUCAUCGAACCGCGUCUCACCGAUCAACUGCACAACGCUUUCACAAAGCAGUUGCGCGAGUUGACUAUUACUGGGCAACAUUUACAUUUCAUCGCUGCGGAUGCAUUCAAGACUAUUGAAGGUCCCGAGCUCACUCUUAGGAUUAAAGAUACGCAGGUUGAACGAUUCCAGUCCGACAUUUUCUCGUCGUUGACCAAACACAUGACGCAACUGACUUUGGAUCUCAGAAACAAUCAUAUCAACGAGCUGAGUCCGUCGGUUAUUUAUGGUAAUCUCUCGUGGGAAACUGUCGGCACUAACAUGGUUUCAGGUGGUCUACAGUUAUCGGGCAACCCACUGGAAUGCGACUGCGAAAUAGCAUGGCUAUCGUUGUGGCUACGGAGAUGGUUACGCGAAUCACGGCAGAUUCACACAGCCUCGCAAUCGGACGCUCGUCAACUGCGAACUUAUGCAGGUCGAGCGGUUUGCACGGAAACCACUCAACUUUACCCGGCAGAUCGGGCACUGCUGAAUCUCGGAGCGCCGAGCACUGCUUGCCAAGCGUCGGCAUUGAGCGUCGCUACCGAGCACAGUCGCAUGGGAUUGCUAGUAUUGGCUGUUGUUGCGCUUGUUCUUAUUGCUCGGUAGCUCGUUUCGGAGAUGGAUCUUACGCUGAACGAACAAUGAUCGCGCGUGCGCUUGUUGAUCGUCCAGACGAAGGCUCCCAAACGAUGCAUAAUUAUCAUUUGAUUUUUCUUUUAUUUUCCUAUUUAGAAAGGCGUCUGUAAAAAAGCGUUUCGAUUUUGUACGGCACUGGAUAGUUCAUACUAUCAUGAUACAUCAGCACCAAACUUCGAUUUUGAUGACGAAACAUAAAUGAUUUGCAAUUGUCCGCGCGCAACAUUAUAUUCACAUAAAUCCAGCGUUCGAUCGUCUCGGAGCUUUCGAUCUCGAAAAUGAAGAUAAAGAAAGAAUAAAAAAAGCGCCGUGUUCAAUUGCACUUUCGAGAAUACACCUUUACAAUUCCAUAUGUCCUAUCCUAUAAAGUGUCUCCCCCUCCGUUCAAAUAAAUACAUUUAAAAAAAACUCCGUGCAAUCUCCGUGCGAAAGAUUGUCAGUGGUUUUUUCUUGCUCACAGAAUUCAGGCGCACAAAGAUAAAAAAGGCAACAAGAGCCUCGGUGAAUGUGUUUGCGUGUGCGUGUAUGAGUGUCCGUAAUUCGAUUCACGACAAUCA